This is a messenger RNA of Aspergillus versicolor CBS 583.65, 1336 nucleotides long. RefSeq names its product endo-1,4-beta-xylanase. The coding region runs from base 211 to 1185 and encodes 324 amino acids. Gene Ontology annotation, biological process: carbohydrate metabolic process. NCBI's taxonomy places the organism in Eukaryota, Fungi, Ascomycota, Eurotiomycetes, Eurotiales, Aspergillaceae. The record is from RefSeq and is a predicted model, not a curated record. Gene Ontology annotation, molecular function: hydrolase activity, hydrolyzing O-glycosyl compounds. The transcript is spliced from 10 exons.
UCACUCACCGCUACACUCCACCACGGAGUCCUCUACCUUAAAACGAAAACAAGGAGAUACUUUUGCUACUGUAGUUUUGCCUAAAUAGCUGGUCAAAUUGACGUCACAACUCUCUCCCUGGAUCUAUAUAUACCACAAGGGACGCUGGCUUUGACAACACUGAUACUUGACUUCCUCAGCCUUUCAAGUCUUCUUAAAUUGUCUUUCACAAUGGUCCACUUCUCUUCCGUGGCGCUUUUGGCCACCGCUGCAUCCGCAUCCUUGUUCAGCCGGCAGGAAUCGCAGAGCCUUCAUGCUGCCUUUACCGCAGCUGGGAAGCUGUAUUUCGGAAACAUCGCCGAGCAGGCCCUGCUGGAGAAUGGCCAGAACGAGCCUAUCCUUGCUUCUGACUUUGGCGCCCUGACCUGCGAGAACAGCAUGAAAUGGGAUGCAACCGAGCCCUCACAGGGGAGCUUCAGCUUCUCCGGAUCUGACGCUGUUGUGAACUACGCGGUGGAAAACGACAAGCUGGUUCGAGGACACACCCUUGUCUGGCACUCUCAGCUUCCAUCAUGGGUUUCCCAGAUCAGUGAUCCGGAUACCCUGACCGGCGUCAUCCAGGACCAUGUCACCGGUGUGAUGAACCAGUACAAGGGACAAAUCUACGCUUGGGACGUGGUGAAUGAGAUCUUCGAUGAGGACGGGACCCUCCGCGACAGUGUCUUUUCCAAUGUGCUUGGAGAGGACUUUGUCCGCAUCGCGUUUGAAGCUGCUCGUGCCGCUGAUCCCGACGCGAAGCUCUAUAUCAAUGACUACAACUUGGACGAUGCAUCCUACGCCAAAACGCAGGGUUUCGUUAGCAAAGUCGGCGAGUGGAUCGCUGCAGGAGUUCCAAUUGAUGGAGUUGGCUCUCAAUCUCAUUACGGUGCUGGGGGUUUCCCUACCUCCGGAUGCCAGGCAGCCCUCGAGGCACUUGCGUCGACCGGUGCGUCCGAGGUAGCGAUUACUGAGCUUGAUAUUGGUGGAGGCUCCUCUGACGACUGGGUGAAUGUCGUCAACGCGUGCCUGAGUGUCGAGAAGUGCAUUGGCAUUACCGUCUGGGGUGUCUCUGACAAGGACUCCUGGCGCGCAGAAGAGAGCCCUUUGCUCUUCGAUUCGAACUACCAGGCGAAGGACGCCUAUAGCGCCAUCCUUGGUGCGCUAUAAGCAGUCACCUGAAGAGGUAUAAAGCAGGAUAGUUAUAAGUUGAUGGAUACAGCCAUGGAACGUUGUAUUUAAAGUAGCUGUUGUUUUAUUUACUGAUACGUGGGAAGGAAUGGUUCAACUUCAAUGAUAGCACUUAUCAAGUCAAGCAUUU